UCAACAUUGUUUGAGACAGGAAAGCCUAAACCAGGGUACUUUUUGUGCAGAUCUCUGUUUCGCUCCUCCUUCCCAUUUAUUUCAUAUACAUCUUAUAUUCUGAUGCAUUAAGACAAUGUUCACGUUUUCAUUCCUUACUAAGCUACAUGUAUAUCCAAUUUUGAUCAAAAUCUUCACUAUUUGUUGCUUUUAAUGCAGAUUAAAAACGUCUAUUCGAAUGUCAGACACUCCUGGUGUUAUUCCUAACAUGCCUGUUGGUUCACAUCAGUCAUCUACUAGUGCAAAGUCUAAUACAACUAAACGAAAAGAGAUAUAUAGAUACAAUGCUCCUUGGUGUAUUUUCAGUAUGAACUGGUCUGUCAGACCAGAUAAACGCUUUCGUUUAGCUGUGGGUAGUUUCAUUGAGGAGUACAAUAACAAAGUCCAAAUUAUAUAUCUAGACGAUGAACAAGGAGAGUUCGUUGUACAAAGUACGUUCGCACAUCACUACCCGACGUCAAAAAUAAUGUGGAUCCCUGACACAAAGUGUAUUUUCCCUGAUUUACUUGCCACAAGUGGUGAUUACCUUCGUGUUUGGAGAAUAAACGAAGAUUCUGAAGUUAAAAAUGAAUGUUUAUUGAAUAAUAAUAAAAAUUCGGAUUAUUGCGCCCCACUUACUUCCUUUGAUUGGAAUGAAGUAGACCCAAAUAUCAUCGGAACUUCUAGCAUCGAUACUACAUGCACUAUCUGGGCCCUUGAAACGGAGCAGGUGAUCGGCCAUACAAAUGUUGUAAGUGGACGCGUAGAAUCUCAGUUAAUAGCCCAUGACAAAGAAGUAUAUGACAUAGCUUUCAGUCGUGCUGGAGGCGGAAGAGAUGUUUUCGCCAGUGUUGGUGCAGACGGUUCUGUACGUAUGUUUGAUCUUCGGCAUUUGGAGCAUUCUAAUAUCGUGUAUGAAGAUUCAAAUCAUUCCCCACUUUUACGCUUAGCUUGGAAUAAGCAAGAUGCAAACUAUUUAGCGACAUUUGCAAUGGACUCCGUAGAAAUAAUUAUUUUGGAUUUACGUGUACCAUGCACUCCAGUAGCUCGUCUAAAUAAUCACAGAGCAUUUGUAAAUGGAUUAGCAUGGGCACCACAUUCAAGUUGUCAUUUAUGUACAGCAUCUGAAGAUUGUCAAGCUCUUAUCUGGGAUAUUCAGUCUAUGCCAAGAGCAAUAGAAGAUCCUAUUCUAGCAUAUACAGCUGCCGGUGAAAUUAAUCAAAUCCAAUGGUCAUCAACACAACCAGAUUGGAUAGCCAUUUGUUAUAAUAAUUCGUUAGAAAUUUUACGAGUAUAA
This is a messenger RNA of Schistosoma spindalis, 1315 nucleotides long. Lineage: Eukaryota; Metazoa; Platyhelminthes; Trematoda; Strigeidida; Schistosomatidae. The record is from the annotation of a GenBank genome assembly.